AUGGUUAGACCACAUUGUGAAACCAUUGUGCAAGUCGUGGGUAUGCAACCCAGCCUUUCGCAGCCAUGGGGGCAGCCGCUGACACAGCCGCAGUCGGUACACAUAACGCCACGUGUUGAGGGAAUCUUCGAUUUGUGCCCGUGGUGCCGCAGUCUGUAUACGCGCAACUCUGAUUUCUGCCACAAGUGUGGUGAGCAACGACAUCCCUCGCAAGCUACCUUUUUGGAUGAUGUGCCGGAGUGCGCGCAGAAACUGCAGACACCUCUCCACACGGUCAUUGAGGAGUCCUCGAUUGAAGGAAUGUCCAGUAUGUUGUCGUCACACCCGAGAUCCAUCUACGAGCUGCACGAUCCAUUGAUGCGGAUGGGUGUCCUCAGCCAAGAUUUUAGUAAAUGUCCGCAUUGCCAUGACACAUACCCAGCAGAUGCAGUAUUUUGCCAGCAGUGCGGCCAGCCCCGUGAGUAUGACAGUGAGGGCAAUGAGCUGGUUUACAUCCAGGCGGAGUAUUUGUCAGUGACAGAUCCGGAAAGGAGGGCGCAGCUUGAAGAGGUGAAGGCCAUGCUUCAGCUCAUGCUAGAAGGUCGACCCGAUCUGGGCUAUAUGGGUGAUAAUGAUGUAAGGCCUGAAGCGGCGCCGAAUGGCUCGUCUCCAGCCGAUGUGUUCGAGUACAAGGGGUGGGUUCGCAGUCCCGAUUCCACAUUUGUGACAAGCGCUCCGGACAGACAGGGCACGCGUUCAUUGGAUGACACGGGUUCGAUGCCUUGGGAGCAGACGUCCCCAAAGCUGCAGCUUUUUGACCUUUGCCCCUGCGGGAGCCUGCACUUGCCUGAUGCAUGGUUCUGUCACCGGUGCGGCGCACGGAGGCUCGGGUCAGGCACCAACCCUGGCUCUGCAGCACAGUUGCGUUUCACUGAAGAGGUGCUGGCAGCGAGGCAGUGGAUCGAUCACAGCACCGCAAGUGCUGAAACGAUUUCGCUGACAUACGAUGCUUGUGAGCCGCAAUAUGAGUCGGACAUGAAUUGGUUCGAGUGGCUGACAUUGAUCCCGUCUGAGACCCCGGCGGAAUCAGGGGAAUCGCACUUCAUUCGCCAAGACUGGAACAUUGAUGACAUGCAUCACGCUCCACAGAAGCGAAGAUGGGCUGGGAAGCACCAUGAGUCAAUCACUGGCUGUGCAAUCCCCACUCUUCCGACCGCUGAUGAGCGGUUGACGGGCACCCCGCAUCGUCCCACGCGCAUCUCGAUUCGCCGCAGCUGUGUCUUGGAAGCACGACUCAGCUCAGCGGCGAACGAUGGAAGUCUCUGCGUCCCCGAGGCGAAUGUUCAGGUCAUUCAGACAGACCAGGCUACGCCACAUCCAGAGGUUUCAGCUUCUGAUGGCUGUGGCUCACUGCAGGAGCUGCGGCAUCAGGCACAUCUGGAGCAGCAGUUGCUGCAAAGCCAGCUGCAGCAAUUGCAAGGGCCGCAAGGGACCGAAGGAAGUUUGGGUGGACUGCCGCUGCAACAGCCACUGCAUCCAAGCCAGCUCUCACUCUUCCAGCCCUUGCGACAAAGUGAUGUCCCAAACAUCUGGGCUCCACACGCGCCAUUGCCGGAGAGCUGCCACCAGUCGCGCUUUGGCCAACCACUGCAAGAUCCGCUGAAAGCACAGCCAAGUCCGUGCGUCAGUUACCAGAUGGCGCCACCACCCUCCUGGUGCCAACAUGGGAACCCCGCUGCAUGCCCCAGCGCCAAAGCACCGGGAGCACCCGACUGGCAAAUGGAGCCGAGCACCUGGAUUCACGGCUUCAACGAAGUGCCUUCCCUCCUGCCUCCCCGUGGACUGGAUGCGCCAAAACUCAUGCUGAAGCCUUUGGUGCCGCCUGCACAAGUCUCGGCUCCAUUGCACGGAUGCGGUGUCGAGAGCCUCAGACCGCCCCAAGCACAAACACAAGGACAGCAAGGAUGGGUACUGGCACAAGACCCAGCAUCUGCAUCCUUCGAUCGUGCCUUUGGACCUGGGCCCGUGCCACUGGAGCAUCCAUGGUCCAGGGGAGCAGGUGGGACACUGGACUUCGGCACGGAUCCAGGUCUAAAUCGCCUGGCAGGUGUCAGUGCAAAACAGGACAAGGAGAUCCUGGCCACACUGCAUUCCAGUGGCUUCGCUGUUGACCUCAGCGCCGACUCUCGGCCGGACCUCAGCCAGGUUCUCGACACCAUGGUUGCCACGCAGGGCAGCGCUCACAGCGGGUUCGAUGCUGCAAUGGACAGGGCAGCUCAGCCAAGCGAGCUACGAUGUGGAGCACAAGUCACAAGCGAUGGAGCUUCUCAUGCUUCCUGCCUCCAUUCGACGUCCAACCCGAGCAGACCUUCCAAGCCAGGCCCAGCUGGCCAUGCAGAGGUGCUUCGAAGUGGCCCGAUGGUUGCUGCAGAGGAGUUCUUGCGCAGCUACAGACCUCAAAUGCAUCUGCAAAGUCUGAUGUAUCCAAAUGGUGCCAAAGUUGACUUCACCGAGCUGGCUCCUGUCUUGAGGGCCGUGGCUUUGGCAAACUCCCAGUCAGCUCCCAGGAUGCUCCAGGCCAUCGAAUCUGGCUCCCAUGUACGCACGGCGCUUCAGGUUUUCCGGGAGUGCGAUGCACAUGGUUGUGGCUUCCUCACGUGGAGCAACGGUGGCAUACGGGACUUCGUGAUGUCUGUUUUCAUUCAGCUUGGUCUUGUGCCACCAGCCGAGAUGCAGACGUACGCGGCACAUACCCUUUUCGACAUGAACAGGACCAUGUGCCUAUCAGCUUGUGAUUGCCUCUGUCUUACGGACACGCUCUUGCGUGCAAUUUUCCUGUUCAACUCUGAGGGCGAGGCCGAGUCGGUCGCCAAGGCUGCAGCUAAAGCUCGUCCAAGCACGAGCCCUCCACAACGAAGACUGCCUCGUGUGGUCCCGGUUGCAGAGGAGCUGGCAGAAGCUCAGGCCGAGACCGACAGGCUGAGGCGGGAGCUUGAAGAGCUGCGAGCUGCAGAAGCACAAGCGGAUGCCAUAGACACUGUGGAUGGCAUCGAGAGCGAAGUGCUGGCCCACGAACCCACGGUCUCUGCAGGUACAGGAGGACAUGCUGCAAGCGAAACAGCUGCAUUGGUGUGGACGGCAAGGGCACAUGCUGAGAACAGCCGAUUGGAGAAGGAGUUGAAGAGCCUGCGAUCGCUGGCGUCCAGGCAACGUGGUGAGGUGCAGUGGCUGCACGAUCUGCGAAAGCAGCUGAAGACAACAUGCCGCCAAGAGGAGCUGGAGCGUGAACACCAACAACUCGUGGAAUUACAAGAGGAUGCUGCCGAGGCAGAGCAGGAGCGAGAGCUGGAGCGGCGGCGAGAACAACGACUUGAAGCCUUGGUACAGGAGCGCCAAGAGCGCCGCAAGCGCAUCGAGCAGCGCGAACGGGAGCUUCAAGAGCAAGAGCUUGCUCACGAUUUGGAGCAGCAGCGGCUCCUGCGCAAAGAGCAGGACCUGCAGCUGCGAGAGAAGGAGCUUCAAAAGGAAAGGGAGAGGAGGCUGCAGCAGGCAGAGGUGCUUCGAGGCCAGGAGCUGGACUUCUCGCGAGAGCUGGGGCGGUUCAAAGGAAGCGGCGGAGUGCUUGCAGAGGAGAUGACCUCGCCGCCGAGUGCUAGUUCAGAUCGGUUGGAGCCCGAGGAGGAGGCAGAUGCUGACUCGGCCGAAGCUGCGGCACAGGCGGCCGCCCAGUCUCUGGAGAAUCGGAAGCUACGGCGCGAACUUGAAAGCCUGCGCGCGCUGGCGCAAUGGCAGCAGAGCGAGGUCGGAGCUGUUCUGGCCUGUCGCUCAGCCGAUGAGCCAAUCCAGCCAGACGAUGCCAGGCGCUCUUCACCAGGGCAGGUCGGCUCUCGGCCUAGAGGAUCGCUUGUGAUGGCAGCGUUGGCCGGUGAAGCCCUGGCACAGCGUGCUGAUCAAAGUGUCGAGGCCGGAGCACCUGUGAGUACACUGACGUGUGCCUGCGGGAAUACCCUCGCGCCAGAUGCUCUCUUCUGUCACCACUGUGGCCGAGCAGCCUCUGGCCAACUUCGCGAAGGUUUACGAUCCCCCGGGCGUCUGGAACCUUUGGCCCAGGAACCAACAGCAAGUCGUGUACGGCAACAGGGGCUCCGAAGCGGCAUUGAGGAGUACGACCGCACCGUGCGCGAUCUGAUGUCGCGAGUCCUGGGCCGACCAGGCGAUCCAGGAACGUGUCAAACCUACGCAGCCGCCGAGAAGCGAGUGAUAGAGCCAUGGGAAUCCGUUGAAUGGUCAUCGGCAGAGCAUGUACCGUAUUGGCAGAGCAUGUCCCGUUUGCAGGGGCUCUGCAUGGUGUUCAUUCUUCCUGCAUUUGCUGUAGAGGAUGCGUCUGUCCUGCUGCAUGUAUCGAGAUACCAGACGGACAGUGUCCUUGGGCCUUGUGCUCACUGCCAGAUCUUUCCGUUCGAUGCCUGGGCACCGUCGAUCCGAGCGGGUAAUUGCCACGAUUUUGAGAUACACUCGAGUUCAGCUCCCAGGACCACUGCGACGAUUACGUGCAACCUGGAGGGAGGCCAAAAGCAAUUCCGGUUUCCGCCUGGAAUAUUUGAAAUUCACGAGCAGCUCUUGGUUCCUGAGAGGACAUCCCUCAUAGGCGCGCAAGAUCCCAACAACUGGUCAGAGCCAACCCGAUCACCAAACUGGGAGGAGCAGACUCUCUUUCUUGCGACACGGGGCGUGACACAGUACAGCAUGGUCUACUGUCAUGCCGCGGACAUGGUCACAACUCGGGUGGGCUUUGUACUCAGCAGCUUUGUAACUGUGCGUAAUGUGAGCUAUCAGGGCAUUGACACGAUUCGACCCAACGACAAUGGAGCUCUUUGCGGUGGCGGUGCCUUCGAAACUAAAGGCUGCGCAGAAAACAGCUGCGCCGCGUCUGAUGUGAACAACGGUGGCUCAGAUGGCUUGGGGUCCUUCAAUGUCACGAUUGAGAACGUGCGCCUGAAUGAUUUCUUCUUUCCCGAAGACCGGACCAAGGUAGGGGCUUCCAUACCUGGAAACUACGACUGUAAGACGGACAAGUGGAUGCAGGAGUGCUGUUUCUGCAAGCCCAAUGAUGUGCGUUCGACUCAAGUGGGUGUAUGGGUUCCACAGACUCGGGAUCAAGAAGGAACACGCAACAUCCUCGUCAGAAAUUUGAUCUCAAGAAGUGCGCAGGCUGAUGCGAUCAAUCUACACGGUCGUGUGCGAGAUGCGGUUGUCGAGUUCGUGUAUUUCGAGAACACCGGUGAUGACAUGUAUGUGCUCUGGGGUGGUGAUGCGAACCCUGCGAAUGUCACUUUCCGGAACUGCAUUGCAGUUAAUCCAGGAAUCAUGCGGCCCAACUGGUAUGGAAACUGCGUGGCUACAUAUGGUCUCAAGUCGGUGGUCUUUGACAGCAUCACUUGUAGAGCUCCAGCGCCGCAGCACCCAAUCUUGCAGCCAGAAAGUGGGGAGUCUUGUAUUGACACGUCGAUGUUUGUGUUUUAUACCAGCUUUGGAGGUAGCUAUCCUACAGACAACAGCAUCACCAUCAAGAAUUGGACUUUCCAAGAUUUGGAUGGCAGGCCCUACACUUCAGAAGAAGGGUCUCAGACCACCUAUACGCCUGGCAAGAUGGUGUGGACUCGGGCUGCAGGAGUGCUGGCACCCUUCUAUUUGCCGAAUCAGAAGCAGCAAGUCAAUGUACAUGCUGCUCUAACAGCGCAGCGCGUCUUCAUGGACAAGUGGGGCGAGCAGCUUGAGCAGAUGCUGCAGAUGUGCGUCGUGCUGGUCCCCGUGCAGGAAGACGACGACGACAAAGCAGGAUUUUGGAGCCAGGCUGUGUACUCCCUCAGCGACCUUUUUAAUUUGUAUCGAACAGUGGUGCUUCGCAGCCCGGAGGAGAUUCCGGUGUGUGACUAUCCAGACGCAGGUGUGCAGGUGAUGCGACCUCCCUCCAAGGAGCUUCGCCGUGCACGUCUUUCGUACAUGCUUGCAGCUUUCGCUCUACGAGCUCUUCGAUCCAUCCAGGUGCUAAUUGAAAUGGAUGCAUUCCGGAGAAGUGGCUCCAAGCACGCGCUGCAGGUCUGCCUCAGAGUAGAGAUUGUGAAGUUGGUAUUGAAGGCAUUCCUCAGGUUUCGAAUGCCGUUCAACUUCUAUGUAGAUGAGGUUGCGAUCGAAGAUGCGGAACCUCCGAAGCUAUUGGAGCAGCGAAAUGCUGCUCUGCUUGGGAAGCGGGACGAGCAGACCACAACAUCAGAGGCAUCCCGUGUGCCUGAUGCAACUGCACAGACAGCCUAUGUUGGGCGGCGAACAGGCCGCUCGUUGAAGGCCUUAGAGGCUGCCGAGUCCGAUUCGCCGCCAGAAGCAGCGGUGGCGCCGCCGC
This is a messenger RNA of Symbiodinium natans, 6379 nucleotides long. The record is from the annotation of a GenBank genome assembly. Lineage: Eukaryota; Dinophyceae; Suessiales; Symbiodiniaceae.